GCUUGAUAGAUAUUAUUUCUGAUUUCAACGGUCAGGACAUAAAAAUCCAACAGCAGUUAAAAGCCAAAACAGGAGUUUCUCCCCCCACCAGCACUUAUCACCAACUUGUUUACUUUUACCACUCAAUCAAACUCUUCUCUUUAUUCUUAUUCUUAAAGAUUUUUUUUUUGUUUUCCGUUGGAAUUAGUGAGAAACAGAGGAUAAACUAGUAUGGGUUCCAUCUCUCUGUUUAAUUAUCUGCCCAUAACGCCACUUUCACUACAUACAUCACUAAUCAAUCCGACUUCUUCAUCAUUUUCACUUCCUCCUCCUCCUCUCUCUAAUCCUCGUCGUCGCUCCACUUUUUCACCGUUAGUCACCGCAUCUGCUGUCUUCGCAGCUCCUUCUGAUGUUAAUAACUCUGUUCCUUCUAAAAACGGGGGAUACACAGUUGGUGAUUUCAUGACAGGGAGACAGCAUCUGCAUGUUGUUAAGCCCUCAACAUCGGUCGAUGAUGCAUUGGAGCUUUUGGUUGAGAAGAAAGUCACGGGAUUGCCUGUAAUUGAUGAUGAUUGGAAUCUGGUUGGCGUUGUUUCUGAUUACGACUUGCUUGCGCUCGACUCCAUCUCUGGCCGCAGCAGCCAAAAUGAUACAAACAUGUUCCCUAACGUCGACCGUUCAUGGAAGACGUUUAACGAACUCCAGAAGCUGAUAAGCAAGACACAUGGACAAGUGGUUGGAGAUUUGAUGACUCCUUCUCCUCUAGUUGUCCGCGGUUCUACCAAUUUAGAAGAUGCUGCCAGGUUGCUACUGGAAACAAAGUUCAGAAGAUUACCAGUCGUGGAUUCAGAUGGAAAACUGAUUGGGAUUCUUACAAGGGGAAACGUUGUUAGGGCUGCACUGCAGAUCAAGCGGGAGACCGAGAACUCAACAUAGCCAGCACUUAUAUAGCUAAUAGCAAAUCUUGUUUAUUCCAUUAAUAAAAGUAAAUAAUCUUAUAACCACCAGACACAACGACCAAACAGAAUUUGAACUACUUUCAUAUGAUUUUGCUUAUGCAUACAGGAAAGAAAAAAAUCAAAUUCAUAUGAGUA
Brassica rapa (field mustard) is the source of this 1073-nucleotide messenger RNA. RefSeq names its product CBS domain-containing protein CBSX2, chloroplastic. The record is from RefSeq and is a predicted model, not a curated record. NCBI's taxonomy places the organism in Eukaryota, Viridiplantae, Streptophyta, Magnoliopsida, Brassicales, Brassicaceae.